AUGCCGCUGGAGCAGCCGGGGAUGAAGUGGCUGUUCAAGAAGGGUGCUUCGUGCGCUGGCGAGGUGGCUUUGCUUAUGACUCCAUUGACAGGGAAGGUGUUUCAGCUGCAGGAGAAGAUCAAUGCUCAGAAGCAGGCAAAGAAAAACACCAAAGAUGCAAUCACAGUGCUGACGGAAGCAACGGGAGAUGCACAGGCAAAGAAAGCUGCGGGCAAAGCGAAAGCUAAGGGUAAAGCAAAAGCGAAAUCAUCCGCCAAGACCCAGGGAAUCGAGGACAGCAGCAAGCUUGACAGUGCUGUCGUUGUCGACUCAGUGCAGGGUGGCAAGCUCGUGCGGGACAAAUACUUCGUGGAUUGCUUGGUGAUGGCAAUCAGGUCGUCUUUGUUAGCUUGCAGACGCAAAUGGGGAGUUAUCAGAGACUCUGACAGCGCCGCAGCCGCCGAUUACAUGGGAACCGAUAUGCCGGUGUACAGUUCAGUAGAGUGUCGUAUCAUGGAACAAUGCAUCCGCCGGGGCAUAUUCUUCGCAUGUGAGCGAGAGGUUGUGUUGGAUGGGAAAAAACACAAGAAAUGGUCUACGUUGAGACCUCAACUGCAGAUCUACGCAAUGAAUGAGUACCACAAGGUGUCCGAAGCUCUCUCAAGUGCCAGUGCUGGGUCGCAUGCACACCAACACCAUGCCAUGUCGAGUUCGGCAGCCACCACCACACCAGCGGCAACAGUCCAGAAUGCACUGGCUGCACAGUCCGUGGAACCUCUCAUCGGCGAUUUCCUCACGUGGCUCGACCUGGAGAUGGGUGCCACACGCACCGAGAAUCCUCUCGAGCAGCCACCGCGCGACAAAUCCAUGUUUGACAACAUCAUGCAUCACCUGACCUACAACAAGAUUUACGGCGAAUGGACCGACAUGUGUUCCUGCGGCGAGAAUAGGACGAACCAGGAGAGUUGUUUGCUCCAUCAAGCGGUCGCGGACAUUGCGGACGUGGCAUUUCACGCAUGCUCAUCGGUACUCGCCGUCCUGCCUGCAGCUGUGGUUGCCACUGGCCAAAUCCUUGGCCAACACCUAGUGGGCAACUGGGAUGCCCUACCAGCAGUCCUCAAGGAUCAUGCUAGGAACGAUCUGUUCAAAAAGAUCCUAACACCUUCUGGCGUGACCAGCCUAGCACGCCUCCGGUGCUUCUAUAUUUUGUCCUUGUGCCAUCAGACUCUGGAGGGUCGCUGUGGUGAGAUCUCUGGCGAGAGGCUGAUGACACUGAUCCAAUCGCACAUAGGGGUGUUUGCACAUAUGGAUGCCAUGUGUACUCCAUUCGAUGUUGCCAGUCUUGCCAGUGGGUAUGCCAGUGGACUGAUGGAGCUUAUUCGAAAAGGCAAGGUAACCAUCGAGGAACUUACCGAGGACGCUCCAUCAGCCGUUCAACCUGUGCAGGAAUCUUCGACCGCUGCUGGUCAGGCAAGCACCCCAGCCGCAGGUGCAGCUUCGAGCUCCAAAGGUGACGGGGACGGGACUCGGAUGGUUUCUUAUCGUGCGCUGAGUGUGCUGGCAACGGAUCAUGCCAAGAAAGGUGCGGGCAUUGCAGGCACAUCAGGGAGCUACGAAGAUCGCAACGGUUGCAGUGGUGCCGUGACCUUCUGUGUCAAGGAAAUUGAGAAGGGUGACAAGAAAGUCAAGUCAACAGAAGUGCUGCUGCGUUUGCCAAAGACACAACAGGUCACUAACAUCAUUGACAACUACAAGGACUUGUCGCAAGGACAAGACGGUGUGCGGGCAAGACUGGAUGAGGUGACCACGCCGGAGCUCAGAGAUAAAUUCAAGCUGUGCUUCUGGGGCGACGUUUGUCGCUCGAUGGACGAUAGCACCACUGCCCCCGUCGUGCAGAAACCGCCAAGAGUGAUGACGUUAACGCCACUCGAAGUCACCGUGCAGGGUGAUCCGGAUCAGCCACUGAAGCAUCGUAUUGGCGGCAGUGGUGACGGUGAUGAUUGCGGAGACGACGAGUGUGAAUUGGAGUUCUUUAUCAGGGGCAAUAACUUCGAUACCUUGGAGAGUGAGACUCCUUGUGCAACCUGGAUGAUCCCGCCCACGGACCUAGCUCGCCCAGCGCUGAUUAUCGGAGAGCUCCCAUGCCAAAUGAUCUACACGAGCACGACAAUCAAGUACUCGGUUCCAGUCCUCCGCUUUACCGACGACGGAGAGGACGCUGGUUUGACGCCAGUCCUGAUCAAAGUCAUCGACGGAGAUGCCUUCCUCGUGCUCAUGAGGGAGCAUCUGCCAGGAGAAGAGUGGAAACCAAAAAAGGGCACAAAGCGAGCAUACCCUGGCCAGGCGCAUCUGGCGGAGGAAGAUUGGCCCCUUGCCAACGAGGCCCUUCGCAAGUUAGGCCUUUUCGGCGGUAUUGGCACAACAACGUCAGCUGUGAGCCGCUUGACCAAGAGCUCGCCGACAAAGAAGCCACGUGUGAACGCAAAUGCAAAGCAUUUGACGAAGUAG
Molecule: messenger RNA, 2487 nt
Organism: Symbiodinium sp. CCMP2592
Lineage: Eukaryota; Dinophyceae; Suessiales; Symbiodiniaceae
Source: the annotation of a GenBank genome assembly